Stegodyphus dumicola is the source of this 3217-nucleotide messenger RNA. RefSeq lists its product as uncharacterized. The record is from RefSeq and is a predicted model, not a curated record. NCBI's taxonomy places the organism in Eukaryota, Metazoa, Arthropoda, Arachnida, Araneae, Eresidae. Gene Ontology annotation, cellular component: endoplasmic reticulum-plasma membrane contact site; plasma membrane; endoplasmic reticulum membrane. Gene Ontology annotation, molecular function: sterol binding; sterol transfer activity. Gene Ontology annotation, biological process: intracellular sterol transport.
AUAUUUAGGUAUUCUAUGAAUAUAAAUUUAUUUCCAUGCAGCCUACCAAGGAGUACCCUAGUUCUGUUGGCAGCAACGCUCCUAUUAGUUCUUCUCUUCUUACUGGCCACUGUAUUAGUGUACAGAGUAUCUCUUGUUCACAGUAAAAGUGCCAUGGAAGAUAACUGGCCAGCAAAAACAGGCCACAGGUUAACAAGUUAUCUGGAAUUAUUGAAACAGCAACAAGAAGCAGUGGAAGAGGAAAUAUUAAGGAUUACAACAACUCUAAAAAAUAGACUUAACGAUUUAGGGCAGGUUCGCCAGUCAAUAGACAAAAUCUCUGGUCUUACGAGACAAACACCUUGCAACGUUCCAAAUGAAAAUAGUGAAGCAUCUAAAGUUUACACGACUUCAUAGUGCAAAUAAAUAUUGUAUAAUUUGAAGCACAGCAAAAUUUUAUAUGAUAAAUUCACUGCAAUAUGACUUGCACAGAGAGCUACCCUCCACAUUCAAAAUAAGUAAUACUGAGUUAUUUUCAGAAAUAAUGACACACUUAUUAUUUGAUGCUCACUACAAAAUGUUACAGAAAUUCCAACCCCACAUUAUUUCUAUCUUAUUCAUAUUAUGAGAAAAAAUAAUUUACUAUACAGAGAAAAUUUAAUGCUAGAGUCAAAACAGUUAAGUGCUUUUUUAAAUAAAGGUAAUUUUUAGAUUUCUUGUGACUGAGAAAUAACUUUUUUUUUUUUAAUUCUCUAUUAACAUUUAUGUGUCUCCAGUUCAUCUUUGCUUUUUGAACUUUCACAUCUAUUUCUCAACCAUAUUAAUAUUUUCUCAGCUUCUCAAUGACGUCGUGAAAAGUUAGCACAAAAAAUCAUCACUGUUAAAAAAAUAAGGUGCAGAAUCAAAUAUGUUGCAUUUAUGUACAAAUAACAGUUACUGAAAACAUUCAUGUUUCAAGUAUUCCUUUUAAAGAUUAUCUCGAUAAAUAUCUACUUCUAAAGAAAGCAGUUUCUAAUAAUAAUUGUAAUAAAGAAAUAUGCAGUUACUUUUAUAUAAUUAAAUAAAAUUAUACCUUUUAAAAGUAAACUGCUUGCAUUGAAAUGGCAAAAGUUAAACCGGAAUACACCAGUUUAGAAAUUAUUUUAACUGAGACUUUCCUUUUUUAAAAUAAUUUUUAAUGUACUUGCAAAUACAUACUUCUGUGUAUACAUAUUUUAUAGAUUUUAAUUAAAGAAAUGCAUGCAGUCUGAUUGAUAUAUUAAAGCAUGAAUUGAAUUUACUCUUGAACCUAAAGAGAGGCAAAAUACACAAAGCCAAUUAACUCUAAUAAUAAUUAAAGACGUUUUAGAUAGAAUAUAUACAAUAAAUUUCUGCAAAAGAAUAGAUAUAAGACAUAUUAUAAUGAGGAUAGGUUUAUUAUCAUAACUGUUUGACCCUGUCUUUGAAAACAUACAAAAUUCUUUAUUAUUAACUUUCAGCAAUAACUCAAUCUACUCUAAAAUAAUGAUCUCUUUAUUCAAUAUGAACUAUAAAGAAUCACAUUUAAUUGCUUAAACGUUAAGUUUCUCAAAAAGAAAUUUUGUUUAGUAUUUCAAGUAUCAAAAUUAGGUUUUUAAUUGUUAAGCCCAGCAUAUUCUUCCUAACCAUUUUAAGUAUUAAAAUUAGUCCUGUUAUUUUUUCCCAAAAAACUUCUUGUUUUCUUUUUAAUCUCCAUAUUUGUUUAAGAUUUAUGGAAACAGAAAGAAAAAAAAUUAUGGAGAUUAGAAAAGAUAGUGACUGCUAUUUAUCAAAAUAAUUUAAAUCCCACUAUUCAUCACAUAAAAAAGCUGCAAAAUUAAAACAAUCAAAAAUGGACUUUUAAAAUAAAUUUGGCUUUUAAUAAUAAAACAAUUACAUAAUAAUUUAAUCUUUUUAUCAAAAUUUAAAAUUAAAUAAAUUUUAAAGAAAUUUAAUAGGAGAAAGGAAUCUACUAAACCAGUUUUUCAAGACAUUUUUAUGGAAUGGAAAAAAAUAAUAUUUCAUAUUUUGACGAUAACUGAAUUAGCUGCUUCCCUUUCCAUACAUUAUUUGGCCAAAGAAGUACUUCCAUAUAUUUACUCUAUCAGGAAUUAAUGAUGCCAGAAAUAAGGGAAGCAACCUUUAGAUUAAUUUAAAAUAAAUCUGACAAAUUUUCUGAUAAUGUAACUGCAUUUUGUGUAAUUUAAAAAAACUUUAUACAUGUUAAUAAUUAAAAUGGUAGAAAAAAUUUGUAAACUGUUGUUUUAUUUACUAUUCAAAAUCUAUCUUAUCAAUGAAAAAAGCAAAGCUUGUAUGUGAAGGUGUUAGACUGUUCUAACAUCCUGCAAUAUCUCCCUCUGCAUUAUAUCUUUUACACAUUACAAAUACAAAGGGUAUGAAUUAACAGAUUUCUCCUUCAUCUAGGUGCGUAAUUUUUAUUAAGAUUUUUCAUGCUUCAGAAGUAAUCACUUCCGAAAUAUCAUAUUUAAAAUCAGAUCGGUUAAAUUUAUAAAGUAUUUUCACAACAAAUAUAUAUUUUUGCCUUUGCCCAAUAAAAACUUUUAUUAAGAUACUAUUAGUGCCUGAAAUAAUAGAACUGUAUGAGAUACAUUCCGCAAGAGACGAAGAGGAAGAAUGACUUUGCUUGUUUGCAUUAGCUGUACAUAAGUCACGUGAUCUCUGGGGUCAUCUGCAUUGUUUGUUUAUAAAAGGUAUACAUAAGUCACGUGAGGAAUGAGGUCAUCGAAAUGUAUCUCAUUAUGCUGCUUUAGAUUCGAAAAUAAAAUUCAAAUUUUGUCAUGGCAACAUAAUUAAUAAAUUCUUAAAACUCGCUGAGAAAUUACACUUAGGAAACUAAGCUAUGAAAAGUAAAAAUGAAUAAAUACUUUAAGCACAUUAUAGUUAAAAAAAUAUAAAAAAACACCCACUACAGAAAAAAUUACAUGCAAUGUAAAUGUUAUAGAUUAAAAUAAUUACUAAAUACACAGUUAAAAAACUAAAAAAAAAAAAAAAAAAAAAGAAAAAAAGAAAAGAAGUGGGAGCAAAUGUGUUUGUUUUCGAACCAUUUUGGAAACACCAGGAAAUCCAUAUUCAGUUUUUAAUCAAGUUAGAUUCAAAAUAUGAGAAAGGUAUGUAUGAUGGAAAGAAGGAUUUCAAUUACCUGUAAGCAUAAUGCUCUACUGAAAUGUCAAAUGUAUAGAUAUUAUUUAACUUUGUAAAUAAAUUAUCAAUUGUUGUUCUA